Medicago truncatula (barrel medic) is the source of this 585-nucleotide messenger RNA. Its product is annotated as zinc finger protein ZAT8. Lineage: Eukaryota; Viridiplantae; Streptophyta; Magnoliopsida; Fabales; Fabaceae. The record is from RefSeq and is a predicted model, not a curated record. Gene Ontology annotation, molecular function: DNA-binding transcription factor activity; transcription cis-regulatory region binding; GTP binding. Bases 1 to 585 code for a protein of 194 amino acids. Gene Ontology annotation, cellular component: nucleus. Gene Ontology annotation, biological process: regulation of DNA-templated transcription. The transcript is spliced from 2 exons.
AUGGGUCAGUUUCAUAGUGAUUUGGAUCAUGAGGGUAUUGAUUGUAUGUUCAAGGUUGUUAUGAUUGGUGACUCUGGUGUUAGAAAAUCUCAGCUUUUGAAUAGGUUUGAUAGAAAUGAGUUUCAUUUGAAAUCUAAAGCUACAGUUGGUAUUGAGUUUUUGACCAAAACUUUUGAUCGUAAUGAGAAAUAUCAAGGUUCUAGAAUGUAUGAGUGUGAUUUGUGCGACAAAAGGUUCAACGCUGGCAACACACUCGGUGGCCACAAAACAUCUCACUUCUACUUACACCUUCAUGGACAUGAUCAUGCUAUUAAUAAGGAUGAUGAUGAUGAUGAUGAUCAGAAACAGAAACAUGGUUGUCUUGUUUGCAACAAGGUUUUUUCAUCCAAUAAGGCUUUAUGCGGACAUAUGAUAUUGCACCGUGAUAAGGGUCCCAAGAGUACUCAAUCUCCAACCACAUCCUUUGAAAAAUUUCAAAUUUCAAGUUGGUAUUGCACCACCAAGGUCACCUACAUAAAAAGCUCAAAGCUUCAAGCAAUGUGGAUAAUGAAAAGAUCGAGAAACAAGUUGGUGACAUUAAUGUAA